UUUAAAUAUGAAUUCAACUCACAUAAACAUGGACCUUUCAUUGACGCAUGAGUCUGCAAACAUGCAAUCCCAAUUUGCGUCUUUUCCAAAUUAUGAUCAAUUUUCGGCAUCAGGAUAUUCAAGCACUCCGUUAUAUAUAACAAAGCCCACAGGAAUAGGUGCAAUAACAAAAGUUGCGCCGCACUGCUCUCAAAAUAAGAUUGAGACGACCUCUACAGACAAUUCCAUUCCAGACAUAGAGAACCAUCCAUUAGCUACAACAGUGAGAUAUGUACAAGGGGGUCAAUAUGAGGAUACAUCCGAAUAUGGUGUAGCUGGUUUAACUUGUGGAAUAGACUCUGAGUACACCGCUGAAGCUGUCGUACCUUACUGCUAUACGUCGGAUGCAAACUAUACAGGAAUUCAAAACACGACUUCAAAUAUUAAACCAUUUUCUGGAAGGCCUUUUAAUGAUAACCUAAAUGGAGCAGAAGCUGUUGCGGAUUCCCAAUGUAGAACCUUUAAAAGUUCAGCUGAAUUUAAAUUACCUCAAUUCGCCAUGAGCUCUAUAAAUACUGUGCCGCAGAGAUUGGAAGAAAAGGAUGAUUACAUAGAAGGAUCAGAAAAUGAUAUUUGUUCUACAAUGAGAUGGCGGGAUCCAAAUCUUUCAGAAGUAAUAAGCUUUUUAAGCAACCCGAGUAGUGCUAUAAAAGCUAAUGCAGCAGCCUAUCUACAGCAUUUGUGCUACAUGGAUGACCCAAACAAGCAACGUACAAGAUCUCUGGGAGGUAUACCACCAUUAGUUCGACUGCUAUCUUAUGAUUCUCCGGAAAUACAUAAAAAUGCCUGCGGUGCUUUACGUAAUUUAUCUUACGGAAGACAAAAUGAUGAAAACAAACGUGGAAUAAAGAACGCUGGUGGAAUAGCAGCUUUGGUACAUCUUUUAUGUCGGUCACAAGAAACAGAAGUAAAAGAAUUGGUGACUGGCGUUUUGUGGAAUAUGUCUUCCUGUGAAGACUUGAAACGGUCAAUUAUUGAUGAAGCGCUCAUUGCUGUAGUUUGCAGCGUUAUUAAGCCACAUUCUGGUUGGGAUGCAGUUUGUUGUGGAGAAACAUGCUUUUCUACAGUAUUUCGAAAUGCUUCUGGAGUUUUACGAAAUGUCAGUUCAGCUGGAGAACAUGCAAGAGGAUGUCUUCGAAAUUGUGAGCACUUAGUUGAAUGCCUUCUUUAUGUUGUGCGAACAUCAAUUGAGAAAAAUAAUAUUGGAAAUAAAACUGUAGAAAAUUGCGUAUGUAUACUUCGGAAUCUUUCAUACCGAUGUCAAGAAGUUGAUGAUCCCAAUUACGACAAACAUCCCUUUAUAACACCAGAAAAAGUUAUUCCAUCAUCAUCUAAAGGUAAAUAA
This is a messenger RNA of Drosophila simulans, 1384 nucleotides long. RefSeq names its product armadillo repeat protein deleted in velo-cardio-facial syndrome homolog (gene p120ctn). Gene Ontology annotation, molecular function: cadherin binding. Gene Ontology annotation, biological process: cell-cell adhesion; cell-cell junction assembly. The transcript is spliced from 2 exons. NCBI's taxonomy places the organism in Eukaryota, Metazoa, Arthropoda, Insecta, Diptera, Drosophilidae. Gene Ontology annotation, cellular component: cytoplasm; nucleus; adherens junction. The coding region runs from base 8 to 1384 and encodes 458 amino acids. The record is from RefSeq and is a predicted model, not a curated record.